UCAAACCAGUUUUGUUUUCGAUCGAGUUGUUUGUGUACUUUGUGUUUGUCUGCCUCCGGACCCGCCGAGGAUUCGCCGGCCGCUCUUUUUACUUCCUAAUCGAUCAAUCCGGGACAGCCGAGAGAUGAGUGCGGGCAUGCUGUACGGCGGCGACGAGAUCGGCGCGCUGGUUUUCGACGGCGGGCACUACUCGCUGCGUGUGGGCUACGCGCAGGAGGACACGCCGAAGGCUGAGAUCCCGGCCGUGGUCGGCAUCGGCGAGGACGCCAACGGCAUGGCCGUGCUCGAGGGCGAGGCCAUGGAGGUGGACGAGAAGAAGCCCGACCCGUCCAGCAUCAACCAGUCGAACAAGAAGUACUACAUCGACACGACCAGCCUGUGCGUGCCUCGGCAGGGCGUCGAGGUGGCCAGCUACAUGAAGGAGUGCAUGAUCGACGACUGGGACGUUUUCGAGAAGGUGCUUGACUACUCCUACAAGAAGAUCAUACAGUCCGAGUCCGAAUUCCAUCCAGUGCUCAUGUCGGAGGCGCCGUGGAACGUGCGCCUCAAGCGCGAGAAGCUGACCGAGCUGAUGUUUGAGAAGUACAGCGUGCCGGCCUUCUUCCUCGUCAAGAACGCUGUGCUGGCCGCCUUCGCCAACGGCCGCUCCACCGGCCUCGUCGUCGACAGCGGCGCUACGCACACCACGGCCGUGCCCGUCCUUGACGGAUAUGUGCUCGGACAGGCCAUCGUCAAGUCGCCCCUCGGAGGCGACUAUAUCAGCAUGCAGUGCACCAAAUAUUUAGAGGAAAAUGACGUUGAUCUCUCGCCGUCGUACAUGGUUUCGGGCAAGGAGGCCGUGAAGGAGCGCGAAAAGCCGCGUUGGACCAAGCGCAGAAACUUGCCAGAGGUGACAAGGAGUUGGCACAAUUAUAUGGUCAGGAAGGUGGUGCAAGAUUAUCAGGCAACUGCGUUACAAGUCUUGGAAACGCCGUUCGACGAUAAAAUCGUUGCAAACAUUCCAACAGUGCACUACGAAUUCCCCACUGGAUAUAACCAGGACUUUGGUGCUGAACGAUUCCGCAUCCCAGAGGCUCUCUUUGACCCUAGCAUGGUUCGUGGUAAUACAAUGCUUGGUGUCAGUCACAUAGUGACAACCAGCGUGGGAAUGUGCGACGUUGACGUGAGGCCCAGUUUGUAUGGCAGUGUAGUCAUCACUGGCGGCAACUCGCUCCACCAGGGCUUCCCCGAGCGGCUGAACCGCGACCUGUCGAUGAAAAUUCCAAACAGCAUGCGUCUGAAGAUGAUAAGCGCGAACGGCAGUCCAGAGCGGCGCUUUGGUGCGUGGAUCGGCGGCUCGAUUUUGGCCAGCAUUGGCUCUUUCCAGCAAAUGUGGCUAUCAAGCCAGGAAUAUGAUGAAGGCGGCAAGCAGCAGAUCGACCGCAAAUGCCCCUGACUCUCUUACGUUUUGCAUUGUGUAUCAUACCUGGUAGAUUUUUUAAUUUUAAGUUUCAAUAAAUAAAAUGAACUGUCGAGAA
Cloeon dipterum is the source of this 1517-nucleotide messenger RNA. RefSeq names its product Brahma associated protein 55kD (gene Bap55). The transcript has 5 exons. The record is from RefSeq and is a predicted model, not a curated record. Gene Ontology annotation, molecular function: chromatin binding. Gene Ontology annotation, cellular component: SWI/SNF complex; NuA4 histone acetyltransferase complex. Lineage: Eukaryota; Metazoa; Arthropoda; Insecta; Ephemeroptera; Baetidae. The coding region runs from base 125 to 1435 and encodes 436 amino acids. Gene Ontology annotation, biological process: regulation of transcription by RNA polymerase II; chromatin remodeling; nervous system development.